Messenger RNA from Malaya genurostris, 3300 nucleotides. RefSeq names its product C-1-tetrahydrofolate synthase, cytoplasmic (gene pug). Gene Ontology annotation, biological process: mitochondrial respiratory chain complex III assembly; tetrahydrofolate interconversion. Lineage: Eukaryota; Metazoa; Arthropoda; Insecta; Diptera; Culicidae. Gene Ontology annotation, cellular component: cytosol; mitochondrial matrix. The coding region runs from base 16 to 3090 and encodes 1024 amino acids. The record is from RefSeq and is a predicted model, not a curated record. The transcript has 11 exons. Gene Ontology annotation, molecular function: ATP binding; methylenetetrahydrofolate dehydrogenase (NADP+) activity; formate-tetrahydrofolate ligase activity.
GAAUAAUACUGCAAAAUGUUGAACUGUGCGGAAUUUCUUUGCAGCUCUACGUUCGUGGAUAUUGAACGCCCCGGAUUGGACAUCGCCGAGCGCAGUCGGCAAUCGAGAGCGGAUCAAAAGCAAGAAACGCAGCGGGCCUCCGGCAGCGGACUCGAGCCGUGGACAAUCUCCAACGAUAACUCGGUCGAUCAGGACGUGUUCCCCACAGUUCGUCAACGGUUCCAACGGUUUGUGCAAGGUGUUAGCAAUAGUGCUCCCAGUGACAGUCCAACGAGCAUGAUCGGUACGGCGAAGAUUCUUUCCGGUGCGGAUGUGGCCAAAGAAAUUCGUGAUCGAUUGAAGAAAGAUGUGAGUGAAGUAAGAUACAAAAUUCCCACGUUCGUUCCGGGGUUGGCCAUUGUGCAGGUUGGAGACCGGGAGGACUCCAACGUGUACAUCCGGAUGAAAAUCAAGGCGGCCGAGGAAAUCGGAAUCCGCGCGGAACACGUGCGGCUUCCGCGAACGAUUACGCAGGAUGAACUGUUGACGGUGCUUAAACGGCUCAACGAAGAUCCAAGCGUCCACGGGAUCAUUGUCCAGAUGCCGUUGGAAUCGGACCACCCAAUUGAUGCUCAUCUGAUCACGGAUGCCGUUUCGCCCGAGAAAGAUGUCGACGGUCUAAACACCGUCAAUGAGGGUCGUGUCGCCGUGGGUGACAUGGGCGGUUUUCUGCCUUGCACUCCCAACGGUUGCAUGGAGCUGAUCAAACGAAGUGGAGUUCCGAUUGCCGGUUCGGUUGCCGUCAUCAUCGGACGAAGUAAAAUCGUUGGAACACCAAUGGCCGAACUGCUCAAGUGGCACGAUGCCACCGUCACCAUUUGUCAUUCGAAGACGAAAAAUCUCAACAUGAUGAUCAAAAAAGCUGACAUCCUUGUGGUUGCCGUCGGUAAACCGGAAAUGGUGCGGGGAGCGUGGAUUAAGCCGAGUGCAGUCGUCAUCGAUUGUGGCAUGAAUGCAAUUCCAGACACGACCAAGAAGAGCGGCCAGCGGCUGGUGGGGGAUGUCAAGUACGACGAGGCGCUGGUGGUGGCAUCGCAUGUCACCCCGGUACCAGGCGGGGUCGGACCGAUGACCGUGGCGAUGCUGAUGCAAAACACCGUUCAGUCUGCCCUGAAAGUUGCCCGGAGAUUGAUCGAAAUGGAGUUUCGCUGGCCGAUCAAACCGUUACCGUUGAAACCGCUGGCGCAGGUUCCCAGCGACAUCGAAAUUGCCCGUUUGCAAACACCCAAAAACAUCUCCCUACUGGCAUCGGAAAUCGGUUUAAUUCCGUCGGAGGUGUCACUGUACGGCGACAAAAAGGCCAAAAUUUCUCUGAAGGUUCUUGAUCGGUUGAAGAACGAAGCGGACGGUAAAUACGUGGUCGUUGCCGGAAUCACUCCUACCCCGCUAGGAGAAGGUAAGAGCACUACUUUGAUUGGACUGGUUCAGGCACUGACCGCUCACAAGCAAAGGAAUGCCAUAGCCUGCCUUCGGCAACCGUCGCAGGGUCCCACGUUCGGCAUCAAGGGUGGUGCGGCCGGUGGUGGAUAUUCGCAGGUGAUUCCGAUGGAGGACUUCAAUUUGCACCUGACGGGCGAUAUUCAUGCUGUCACGGCUGCCAACAAUCUGCUGGCGGCUCAGCUGGAUGCUAGGAUCUUUCACGAGGCUACUCAAACGGAUCAGGCACUGUACGAGCGCUUGGUACCGGCCAUCAAGGGUUCGCGGAAAUUCUCAGCUAUCCAGUUGAGACGCAUGAAGCGUCUCGGUAUCGACAAAACCGAUCCGUACACACUAACUCCCGAAGAAAUUCGACGAUUUUCACGUUUGAACAUCGAUCCGCACAAUGUGGUAUGGACUAGAGUUAUGGACGUCAACGAUCGCUACCUGCGGAAGAUAACGAUCGGAUUGUCUCCGACGGAGAAAAACAUGACACGUGACACCAGCUUUUCAAUUUCCGUGUCCAGUGAGAUCAUGGCGAUUCUUGCGUUGGCAACCAAUCUGGAAGAUAUGAAACAACGACUGGCCAAGAUGGUGGUUGCUUUCGAUCGCUCCGGAGUGCCAGUUACGGCGGACGAUUUGGGUGUCACGGGAGCGAUGAUGGUUCUGCUGAAGGAUUCAAUUGAGCCGACGUUGAUGCAGACACUGGAAGGAACUCCUGUCAUGGUACAUGCCGGACCGUUUGCCAACAUCGCUCAUGGCUGUUCGUCAAUCAUAGCCGAUGACAUUGCCCUGAAGCUUGUCGGAAAAUCUGGCUUCGUGCUGACGGAGGCUGGCUUUGGAUCCGACAUCGGAAUGGAGAAAUUUUUCAACAUCAAAUGUCGUGCCUCGGGCAAACUUCCGAAUGCCGUCGUACUGGUGAUGACGGUUCGUGCUUUGAAGAUGCAUGGCGGUGGUCCACCGGUCAUUGGCGGUGCCCCAUUGCGACGGGAAUAUACGAUGGAAAACUUGGACCUGCUUGAAAGAGGUUUUCCAAACUUACUCAAGCAUAUCGAAAAUGGAUUAAAGUACGGAGUGCCGGUCGUGGUGGCCAUCAAUGCACACUCAACCGAUAGCAAAGCGGAGCAUGAUUUGAUCAAGAAAUGUUGCAAACAAGCCGGAGCAUUCGCGACGGUAGUUUCCGAUCACUGGGCAAAGGGAGGCGAAGGAGCGGCCGAUUUAGCACAGGCAGUGAUCGAUGCUUGCAAUCAACCAUCCAAUUUCAAACUACUGUACGAAUUGGAUCUGACAAUCGAGGAAAAGAUGAUGAAAAUUGCCAAAGAGAUGUACGGUGCCGGAACGAUUGAGCUUUCCCCGAGGGUGAAGGACGCUGUCAGACUGUACACUGAUAAGGGCUUCGGUAAGUUACCGAUUUGCAUGGCCAAAACUGCGAUGUCACUGACGGGAGACGCAAGCGCCAAAAACGCUCCGAAGGACUUCAAAUUAGUCAUCAACGAUAUCUGUCUAUCAGCCGGGGCCGGUUUCAUUGUUCCGAUGUGUGGCGAGAUUACCAAAAUGCCAGGACUGCCCACCAGACCGUCUAUCUUCGACAUUGAUCUGAACACGGAGACGGGCGAGAUCGAGGGGUUGUUCUAAGCGGGAUUAGGUCUGAUCACUGUUCCUUUUGCCAAAGGAAACUAACUACAAAAGUGAACAGAAUUUCGCAUAUCUUAAGCUCCUGAUACAGCUUUUACCUUCAUAUGACAAUCACACUGAGCUAUUAUAUAGAAACUAGAACUAGAAAAUAUUCUAGGCGUUUGUAUUUUGAUUUAAUAAAACACUGCUUUUAUUUACACAUGUAGAGAA